AUGUUCACCCUUCCUCGCCUCGCUGUGGCGCCGGCCCUCGGCCGCACCGCCUCCUCUGCCCUCGCUGCGUCCCUGUCGACGGCGGCGGCUGCCCGGGCCGGGCCGGCAGUCAAGGUUGACCGCAAGAAGGAGAUCCAGGCUGCCAAGGGACGCAACGUGGUGCUCGUGGACGCCGCGCGGACGCCGUUUGUCAUGGCCGGGACCGACUUUAAGCCGCUCUGGUCGCACGACCUGCUGCGCAAGGCCUUCAAGGGCCUCCUCGCCAAGACGCAACUCGACACGGAGCAUCUCGACUAUGUGAUUGCCGGCAACGUGCUGCAGGAGGUGAAGACGUCGAAUGUGGCGCGUGAGGCUGCGCUCGGCGCCGGGAUCCCGGACUCGGUCCCGGCCCACACGGUGACCAUGGCGUGCAUCUCGUCGAACCAGGCGCUGACGACGGGCGCAUCCAUGAUUGCGUCGGGCCAGAUUGACUCGAUGAUCUUUGGCGGUACCGAGGUCAUGUCGGACGUGCCGAUCCGGUUCUCGCGCCCGCUCCGCCGGCUCAUGCUCGACGCGCAGAAGGUCCGCUCGCCGCAGGGCUGGAUCAACCUGCUCAAGCGGUUCCGCCCGAGCAUGCUCGCGCCGGAGCUCCCGGCCGUCGCCGAGUUCUCGACCAACGAGGUCAUGGGCCACUCGGCAGACCGCCUCGCCGCGGCCUUUGACAUCUCGCGCGAGGCGCAGGACGACUUUGCGCUCCGCUCGCACAUGAACGCGCUCGAGGCCGGAAAGGCCGGCAAGCUGUCGGACAUUGUCCCGGUGUACGUGCCAGGCAAGAAGGAGCCCGUCGUCGCUGACAACGGCGUUCGCAUCACACCGCGCGAGAAGCUCGCAUCGCUCAACCCGGCCUUUGUCAAGCCGCACGGCACCGUGACGGCGGGCAACGCCUCGUUCCUCACCGACGGCGCCUCGGCCGGCCUCAUCAUGUCCGAGGACAAAGCUCUGGAGCUCGGCUACAAGCCGCUCGCCUACAUCCGCGAGUACGAGUACGUGGCCCAGGACCCCAAGGAUGAGCUCCUCCUCGGCCCGGCCUACGUCACGCCCAAGGUCCUCGCCAAGGCCGGCCUCACCCUCGACGACAUCUCCGUCUUUGAGUACCACGAGGCCUUUGCCGGCCAGCUCCUCGCCAACAUUGCUGCCCUCGAAUCCGAGUGGUUCUGCAAGAACAAGCUCGGCCUUGACGCCGCCUUUGGCUCCAUCGACAUGGACAAGCUCAACAACUGGGGCGGCUCGCUCUCCAUCGGGCACCCGUUCGCCGCUACCUCGACCCGCCUCACUUACCACGCUGCCAAGCGCCUCCAGGACGCCGACACCAAGUACGCCCUCACCGCCGCCUGCGCCGCCGGCGGCCUCGGCUCCGGAAACGUCAUCGAGCGCUACGAGUAG
Molecule: messenger RNA, 1422 nt
Organism: Thecamonas trahens ATCC 50062
Lineage: Eukaryota; Apusomonadida; Apusomonadidae
Product: 3-ketoacyl-CoA thiolase
Exons: 2
Coding region: 1-1422 (473 amino acids)
Biological process (GO): fatty acid beta-oxidation
Molecular function (GO): acyltransferase activity, transferring groups other than amino-acyl groups
Source: RefSeq, a predicted model, not a curated record